Messenger RNA from Drosophila obscura, 1726 nucleotides. Its product is annotated as lipase 3-like. Bases 138 to 1454 code for a protein of 438 amino acids. The transcript is spliced from 4 exons. Lineage: Eukaryota; Metazoa; Arthropoda; Insecta; Diptera; Drosophilidae. The record is from RefSeq and is a predicted model, not a curated record. Gene Ontology annotation, molecular function: hydrolase activity, acting on ester bonds.
AUUGAAACUGCCGUCAGUCGACACUUGUGACUCGAACAGAGCGCAGCUAACAGAGCCAGCCACAUCCUAACCGCACAUCGAUACAUAGAGAGAGCGAGAGAGAGAACCGAAAGAUACAUACAGAUACAGAUACAGAUAUGUCAUUAUCGUCGUCAGCGAACCUGCUCAUCAGCGCCCUAUGCCUGUGCCUGGUCCAGCCGGAGAUCAGCGCUGGCUUGUCAAUGGUGCUAGGCAAUCUCACCCUCUUCAAUGUCCAAUUCAAAUCCCCCACCUGGCUGGGGCGCUCGAUAGUCGGGGACAGUAACUUGCGGAUAGAGAGCGAUGUGGAUCCCAAUAUUUUGGAAGAUUCGCACUUGGACACGGUUCAUCUGAUACAAAAAUAUGGCUAUCCAGCCGAGAGCCAUACCGUGGAGACAGACGACGGCUACAUACUCACUCUUCACAGGAUCGCUCGUCCCGGAGCAAUGCCCGUGCUCCUGGUGCAUGGCCUGCUGGAUAGUUCGGCUACUUGGGUGAUGAUGGGACCCAACAAAGGCUUGGGAUACUUGCUCUAUGAGCAGGGCUACGAUGUUUGGAUGGCUAACGUCCGCGGCAACACGUACUCCAGGAACCACGUCAAGUACAGCACUCACCAUGCCAAGUUCUGGGACUUUACGUUCCAUGAGAUGGGCAAGCACGACAUACCAGGCACAAUCGACUAUGUACUCAACCACACGGGGGUCAGUCAAUUGCACUACAUUGGCCACUCCCAGGGCUCGGUCGUCUUCUGGAUCAUGGCCAGUGAGCGACCCGAGUAUAUGGAUAAGAUCGUUUUUAUGCAGGCUUUGGCGCCAGUGGCCUUUCUGAAGCAUUGCCGGAGUCCUGUCGUCAACUUCCUGGCCGAGUGGCAUUUAUCGGUGAGCGUGAUCCUUAAGCUAAUUGGCGUGCAUGAGUUUCUGCCAAAGAACGAGUUCAUCAGCAUGUUCAAUCGGAUCAUUUGCGACGAGACAACCAUUACCAAGGAGAUCUGCUCGAACGUGAUCUUUCUCACCACUGGAUUCGACAAGCUGCAACUAAACGAGACGAUGCUCCCGGUGAUUGUGGGCCACUCCCCGGCCGGAGCUUCUACCAAGCAAAUGCAACACUUUGGCCAGCUAAAUAGGUCUGGGGCCUUCAGACAGUUCGACUAUGGAUGGCUGAGGAACCAUUGGCGUUACGGCACAAUAGACCCCCCCUCAUACAAGCUGGAGAAUGUCCGGGCCAAGGUGGCGCUUUAUUACGGGAAAAACGACUGGUUGGCGCCUCCCGAAGAUGUGGAAAUGCUGCAUAGCAAGCUUCCCAAUGUCGUGACAAAGUAUCUGGUCGACGAUCCGGAGUUCAACCACCUGGACUUCAUAUGGGCCAUCAAUGGGAGGGAAUUGCUCUGGGAUCGAAUGCUGGAAAACAUGCGAAGUCAAGAGAACUCUGUUAUCUGAAGGGCUAUCGAUGUGGCCUAGCAUAAGCUAAAUUAGUUUAAAUACUUACAGUAUGAAGAGGGUGGGUGUCAGCGCUAGUUAGGUAUUUAUUUGGAUUUAAUAUACUUUAUUUUGGAUUACUUAUGUAAAUAUGCUAAACACACACAUAUACGAAUACGAGGGGUGCUAUUUAUGUUUCUGGCCUAGGUCACUUCUGGUCGUACUGGGACCAAAUGGUCAGUUGCAUAGAAAAGUUUGGAGUUUUAUAAAUAAAACAUACAUAUAACUUUUUC